AUGUUUCUCCAUUUGAUUAAUUACAUUCAUGCUGUGCUUAACCUUUUUGCCGCUAAUGUUCUAAGAACUACAGUUUGGCCAAUAUUGUUAACAUUCUGGUUUCGUAAAUUAUUUUUAUCAUUAGAGAAAAGAAAUGAAACAUGCCCAGUUCUCCUCCCUGCUGCCCUUGCUGUUCCCUGUCCAAAAGGCUGGAUUGGGUAUCAGAGGAAAUGCUACUACUUUUCAGAGACUGAAGGAAAUUGGAUCUUUGGUAGCAGGCACUGUUCCUCCCACAAUGCCUCCUUGGUUGUGAUUGACUCCCAAGAAGAAAUGGUAGGUGAGUUCCUUUUACGCUACAAGAGCCCUCCUGAUCACUGGAUUGGUCUCCGGAAAGAUUCUGGUCAACUCUGGAGUUGGGUAAAUGUCAGCCUUUUCCCAGAACAAAUUUUGUUACUUCUCAGGCUCUUGGGACUUCCCACUGAAGAAGGAAGGAGAUGUGCAUAUUUGAACCAUAAAGGUAUUGCCAGCUCCAGUUGCACAAGAGAAGAACCCUGGAUUUGUAGCAGGGAGAUAACUUGAGACAUUGCCUGAACUUCUGAAGCCGUUAUUUCUGCUGUGCACAUACACUGAGGCACUCCAAAAGGUACUGAACUUCUGCUUUGUGUGAAGCCUCCUG
Molecule: messenger RNA, 655 nt
Organism: Anolis carolinensis (green anole)
Lineage: Eukaryota; Metazoa; Chordata; Lepidosauria; Squamata; Anolidae
Product: C-type lectin domain family 2 member B-like
Exons: 3
Coding region: 1-558 (185 amino acids)
Source: RefSeq, a predicted model, not a curated record